Molecule: messenger RNA, 7155 nt
Organism: Ictalurus punctatus (channel catfish)
Lineage: Eukaryota; Metazoa; Chordata; Actinopteri; Siluriformes; Ictaluridae
Gene: uacab
Product: uveal autoantigen with coiled-coil domains and ankyrin repeats b
Exons: 19
Coding region: 527-4645 (1372 amino acids)
Molecular function (GO): actin binding
Source: RefSeq, a predicted model, not a curated record
UAUUUUCGACCCUGAAGAGAUCACAUAUUUACCACCAAGAGCUGCGCGACCUUGUCAUUUAGUGCAGAGAGAAAGACCGAGCACUCAGGAGGAAGAGUCCCUAUCUACAGGGCGAAGCAGGACGACCUGAAUCUAGCCCGAAAAAGCAACAGAACGGUACAGAAGGACAGAGAGGCUCGUGCUCAGAGGAGGAGCUGCUGUCCCAGGGCUGGCCCCUGCUCUGCAGCAGCUCCGUGCACAGGCGUGUGCGAGUGUGUUUCUGUGCAUGCGAGGACGUGAUGAGAGCACGGGGAGAGGCUGAGGCUUGGGGAGGAGCGAGCGGAAUCGGCCGAGGACUCUUGGGUCUCGGUGAGGCGCAGGCAGCCUGCUGGAGCACAGGACUUGAUUAAACGGGACAAAUCCCACACACUCGCUGGUAGAGUGUCUUUUCCCUCCAACAAGGCAAAGUGAGGAGGCAACUUUGGUCAUUUGUUUUUAUAUCUCUAUCUCCUGAGCAGCUGCGUAAAGGACCAGCAUCACCAGCGCCAUGAGUCGAUGGCUUAAAUGCACCUCCGUGUACUUUAACACCGACUGGAAUAAGUAUGACGACAGGCUGAUGAAGGCGGUAGAAAGAGGAGAGGUGGACAAGGUGUCAGCUGUCCUCAGUAAGAAAGGCAUCAUCCCCACCAAACUAGACGUGGAGGGCCGCUCUGCUUUUCAUCUUGCUGCCACCAGAGGACAUUUGGACUGCCUUAGUGUCAUCCUCGGUCAUGGUGUUGAUGUCACAGCCAAUGAUGCCACAGGAAAAAACGCCUUACACCUAGCAGCCCGGAAUAAACAGUCAUUGUGCGUGCAGAAGCUCCUACAGCAUAACUGCCCUGUUGGAAAUGUGGACCUGCAGGGACGAACAGCCCUGCAUGAUGCAGUCAUGGCCGGCUGCUCCUCCAGUGUUAAGCUGUUGUGUGACAGUGGGGCUUCGGUCAACGCUAGUGACUUUGAUGGGAGAACUCCAUUGGUGCUGGCCACUCAGAUGUGUCAUCCCCAUAUCUGUCAGCUCCUGCUGGACCGAGGGGCCGACAUCCGGGUGCGCGACAAGCAGAACAAAACCGCCCUGAUCCUGGGAUGUACAUUUGCCUGUAAGGACGCUGUAGAGGUUUUGUUGAAGCGUGGAGCUGAUGUCACCGCUGUGGACAGCUUCGGCCAUGACAGCUAUCACUAUGCCCUACUCAGCAAAAACCAGGAGCUCAUCAGCCUUGUUAAGAGCUAUCUGGAUAAUGCGAAAGCAAAAGAAGCUAGCAGAGUGGAACUGAAGAAGAGACAGCUGUCUGUGGAUGUGGCCCCUGAGGCAUCAUCUAACAGGGAUCAGAUUAUUCACGAGCUUGAGAAGCAGAAUGAGAGCCAACAGGAGACUCUGAGGAAGUAUCAUCAGGAACAGAGGGCUCUACUGGACAGAGUCAGUACACUGCAGCAGCAGCUCAGUCAGGAGAAGUCGACGGUGGAGGACAUUCACCAAGAGAGGGAGCAACUGAAGCGCAUACUGUCUGCCAGAGAGAAAGACACUACAGCUGCAGAGACCGUGAAGGUUCAGCUCCGGAGCCAUCUGGGAGAUUACUCGGGCCAGUCUGUGAUUAAAGCAGGGAAAGAAUCUGUUCUCGUCAGACAAGCUCAAAGUCUGGAUUCAGCUCAGAUUUUGCAGCCUUCUGUUCCAUCACGUUCUGUAUCUCGGCCCUUAGAGCUCUCUCACCCAGUAAUCGCAAACCCUAACGAGGUUGAGACGUUACGUCAGGAGCUAAGGUCCACUCGUAAGCAGCAGGAGGCUGCUCAGGAAGAAAUAGGACGCCUCCAGGCAGCACUCGCACGAAAGACCAAGGAGUGUGAAGAACUGGUUCAGAGUCAUGACUCCACCAAGCGAGAAGCAGAUCGGCAGAUUCAGGAGCUUGAGGGGGCAUUGGGAGACGUCCAAAGGAGGAUGCUGGACUCUGAAGCUAAGGUUAAGCAGCUGCAGGCACAUGUGAUCACAGUAAAGGAGCAUCUUGGCAACCAAAUGUUAGAUGAUCUGAAAGCUCAGCUCAACGAGGUCAAGGUUAAAUAUGAAGGUGCGUCAGCUGAGGUCGGCCGGGUCAGGAAUCAUUUGAAGCAGAGUGAGAAAGCUCUGGAGGAGUAUAAAAAGAGUGAAGGUCUCUUGGCUGAAGAGGUCGAGAAGCUGACAGCUGAUCUGAAUGCAGCGAGAGAAGAGCGUGAUGAGAUCGCUGAGACCCUCCAAGAAAUGGAGGCUCGUGUUAAAGAAACAGAGAAACGUCUGGUCACCAUGGUGCCUGGAGAGAAGUUCGACAACAUGAAGAACCUUCUGACUAAUGCGGUGGAUGAAAAGGAGAGACAGCUGGUGGAACUGCGGGAGGAUUACGAUCGUGUUCUGGAGGAGGUGGCUGAGCUCCACAGGGAAGUGGACCACCGGGACACUGUUCCACUUCAGGAGCAUGAGAGACUCAGGAUGGCUCUGGAGGAACAGAGUGAUAUCCUGAAGAAAAAACUGGCAGAUGUCACUUCGAAAUGUCAGUCGCUGAUCUGUGAGGUCGAGGAUGGCGAAGAUGAGAGGGAACUACUCCGAGAAGAGCUGCACGAGCUCAGCAAGAACCUCCAGACAGAGUUUGUUCCUGUUGAGACUCACGAGGAGUUGAAGAAGGCUCUGAAUUGUGCUAUGGAGGAGCUUAAGGAGCAGCUUGAUGAGACAACUGCGAGGAGAAAUCAUGCUGAGGAGCAGCUGAGGAGGCUCCAGGAGGAGAAGGCCUCUCUGGCUGAAAACAUGAGCAGCCUGAAGAGCACUCACAUGCCCAAUGAAAGGUAUGAAAGUGAGGUGGCUGCACUUUCGGCCCAUAAAGCAGCGACGGAAAAGGAUCUAGAGAAUCUCCAGAUUAAGUACAAAGAUAAAGAGAAGGAGUUUGAGGUUGUGGCAGCUGAGAACAUUACUUUGAAACAGAGCAUGGAGGGAGAGUUUGUUAAAAGAGAAGUGUAUGAGAGAGUGCAGAAAGAGUUGCAUGAAGCUUUGGUGAAAGCCAAGGAUGAAAUUUACAAAUUGGAGGUAGAUGGAAAAGUCAAAGAGGACGAGUUGAAGAAGGUAAAAGAUGGAAGCGCUAUGUUAAAAGAAAAUCUGCAGGAGAAAUUAGAAAAGGACUAUAUCAGUAUUGUUGACCAUGAGGCAAUAAAAAGUCAGCUAAACAGUGCUUUAGCUGAAGCAGAAAGAAGUGCUAAAGAGGCCUUCUCCAAAUAUGAGUCUCUUCAAGAAGGUACUUUAAAACUUCACAAAGAAAUCGAAGCCCAGAAGAAAGAGCUGGACACUAUUCAUGAAGCCAUUCAAUCAAAAUUUGUGCCAGUGAGUGCCCUGGAGGAAAAAGAAAAGGCUUUCAGUACCACUGUGAAGGAUCUAAGAGAGGCGCUAGCAAAAAUGGAGGAGAAAUACAAAAGUGCAAAGACUGAUGUGGAACAUGAGAGGCAAGACAAAGAAACUGUGAAAUUAGAGAUGGAAUCUGUACGAAAGAAAUUGGAGGCUAACUUGGUCUCCAGUGAAAAAUACAGAGAAAUUGAAGAUGGGUAUAAAGGCCAGAUGGAGAACUUGAGUCUAAAGUUAGUGGAACUGGAGCAGCAGUACAUGGAGGUAACUGUUCAGAGAGCUGAACUGGAGGAGCAGAACUCGCUCUGCAAUACUGAAAUGAAGAACCUCCAACAGCGUCUAGAAAACGAGUACGUUCAUCUGGAGCAGUUUGAAGCCAUGAGGAACUCUCUGACCUGCAGUUUGCAGGAUGCACAGGCCGAGUGCAGGCGCCUCAGUGAGGCCUACAAUUUGGAGGUUCAGCGCAUCCACGACAUGGAGAAAGAGCUGCAGAGCCAAAGAACUGAUGUUGAUCUACUGGCUCAACACAGCCAUGCCAGAGAGGCCCUGGAGCAACAAGUGGCCAAGCUCCGUUUGGCCCUGAGGGAAGAAGAGGAGACCAGCGCCCAGAGGGCUGAGGACAUAGCCACUCUGCAGACAGAACUUCUCAGAGCAACGCAUGCCUUGGAUGAUCUUCGCAGCCACGAAGGUCAGUUGGCCAAGCUCAAAGCUGAGAAGCAGAGGCUGGAGGAGGAGGUAGGGGAGCUCGGUGAUCGGCUCUUGGGUCUAGAAGAGCAGUGCGAGGAGCUAUACCAGGAAGCAGCCCAGGCCAAAGAAGGUGAGAAUAGAGCAAUGAUUGAGGCUGAGGCCCUUCAGACCAAGAGCGCCUCAAUUGAGAAAGAGAUCCAAGAUCUAAAAGAAAGAUACGAUGACUCGCUUAGCACCAUCGGAGACCUCCAGAAAAGGAUUCAGACUUCCUCAGAACAGACUGAGGCCAAAGACAAAAGGAUCACAGAGCUGUUGGCAGAUGUGGAGAGGUUGAAACAGGCUCUCAAUGGCCUGUCUCAGCUGGCUUACACUGGCAAUACUCCCAACAAGAGACAUGCUCAACACAUUGACACACUCCAGGCGCAGGUCAAGAGCCUCCAGCAGCAGCUGGCUGAUGCUGAGAGGCAACACCGAGAGGUGGUUUCAAUUUAUCGAACUCAUCUUCUCAGUGCUGCACAGGGUCACAUGGAUGAAGACGUUCAGGCAGCGUUGCUGCAGAUUAUCCGAAUGAGGCAGCAGUUUGUGUGUUAAACCCAGCCUAAAGACACUCUCUGACUCAAAUCCACAAUCCACUGAAGGUGUGCAGUUAGAAAACAGGAUCAGUCAAAAGCAUCAAAGAUAGUAGAAAUGUCACUAAUCACAGACCAGGAUAGGUAUCAUAGGCCUUAUCAUAGUAUUUGCAUUUGCAGUACUGUUUGUAAGAACUUCAAUACUUUACUCCUGCGUACUAUAACGUUGAAGCGGUGAAUAGGGGGGAAAAAGGUAUUAAUCUGUAAGUUUGCUCGUCACUGGGGUGGUGCGCUUUUUUUAAAUUUUUUUUUUAUAAUUUUUUUUUUUAUAAAUCUCAACUGGAAGGCUGUAUUAAGUGUACCCUUAAAAUUCUAUCUCUAAAAGGUAAUUAAAGGUACAACUGUGGUCCUUAAUGUGCAUCUUUAUAUUUUAAGUCAUUUUUAAACGUAUCGUACGUUCACGUUACCACGUAAAAGAUAAAUACACUGGUACAAAAGAUGUAGAAGAAAAAAACGACUUGGAGUUGAAGAGUUUACUACCAUUUUUGAUGGUUAUAAAUGUAAUGUUUACGAGAUGUCUAGCAGGAAUAAUUGAGUGGUUUGAUAUUUGGUGUUGUAGUUUUGCUUUGGAAACGCAAUGGAAAGGCCUGGAACGCCCUACUUCCUGCAACGUGUGUCCCUCAAGCUGCAGUGCAUUGUGGGAUUUCCUAUUCUAUACGUUCAGAUUUAUAGCACUAACCGUUUCUUCUAUAUACACAUAGAGGGAGCUACAUUUUUAGAUAUCUUCAUAUAGAACUGGUCAGGGAGCAGGUCUCCUACACCCCCCCCCCCCCCCCCCCUUUUUUUUUUUUUUUUUUUGGUCAGGCACGAAAUGUCAGAUCCAAAUGAUUUGAUACUCAAGAGCAGCCUUAAUUUAGAUUUGCCUUGAUCAUGUUUAGCUCACUGAUGAUGUGGUAGCCAGCUGUGCUUUAAUGGAUUUGAGUCAGUGAAUGUCAAUGGCGCUUGGUGAAACAGGACACAGCCUGGAUAUCUGCUUCUAUUGCCUGGAUGAUUCUGCCCUCUUGUGGUGUGACUUGGCUGGCCAAGUUUUGAUGACAUAAAUAGCUUUUUUGUGGUUCAUUUCACUGUAUAGCUGCAGAUGUGAUGCAUUUGCGAUUACUAUUUUUUUUUUUCUCUUGGUGCUUCCAAAAUCUGAUAUUUUUUAUCAGGGCUUUGUACUACUUUUGAUUAAUGGUCAAUAUGUUUAUGGUAAUACUAUUCAGCAGGACUGGACUAGAAUGACACUAUACCUAUUCAAGGUACUUUUUCAUUUUAUUAAUGUCUUUUGUUUCCCCUUCUGAAAUAGUACAGUGCAUUUAGAAGCCACUAGCUGACCUUUUAGCUUUAGCACUGACAUAAACAAUACAUAAUGACAGCAAGUUUAUUAGCACACAGUGACUGCGCUCCUAUGCUAAUUGGCUAUGCUUCUGAUGAUAAUUUAUUGCAUUAAAUAGGGCUACUGAUUUUUACUAACUUAUAUGAACUAUGCCAGAUCAUACAGGAUAAGCCUAAUCAUUUAAAUUCUGCUAGUUGAUCUUGAGGUAGUUUUGCUUUUUUUUUUUUCUCCUCAAAACUAUAUUCUUUCUUGCUUUUUUUUUUGUUUUGUUUUAAACAAUAGUGAACUCUAACAUCAAUAAAUGUGCCUGCUUUUGACUAAAAUGUCUGUCUGUUAAUUCAGUGGGUUGCACAUCAGGAGAAGCCUAGAAAAUUAGAGGUAGGACUUUAUUAAUUUUUUUUCUUUCUUUUCUUUUUUUAAAAUCCCAUCCUUGCUGAGACCCACUUGACCCAAGCACACCUGUGUAUAAACUUAGUUGGCUCCAUUUCCCAAAAUGCAAAUAAAUGAGUCAUUGAAACCACCGUAAUGGUGAGGAAUAGUUACUGAGGAUGAAUGAAUGAAUGUUGUGAAUGUGUUGUGCUGUGCAAGCCACGAAAUAUUCUCCCAUGUCAACGCACAUCACCUUUAUUUGUCCCAUGGGCAGAGCCGAGUAUAUUUCAGUGUAGUGUGUAUUGUUUAAUGUGCGUAGUGGCAAUUAAUUUCAUUAUUGAUCGUUAUACACAUGCUGUCCUUGGUAAUGUUGAGGAAACUUAUCUGUGCAUGCUACCAAAGCUGUGCAAAGGCAAAGAUAUGUAGAAACCUGGAUCAUUCUGCCUGAUUUUUUUUUUUUCUUCCUCCCCCCACUCCUCAGUUGUCCAAUUUUGAUCAUGCCCAAAGGAAAUUACCAGCAUUUGGUAUGAGGUCUGCUUUAUACUCCAUUUUGACCUGUAUCUUUCUUUGACGCGCUGAGCCGCAAACAAUGUUUGUGUUUUGGAAGAUGCUAGAACUGACUAAUGUUGACCAAGUGCCGACUUUAAUCCGUGAUCAAAUCUACUAAGCCUUUCAGCGCUCCACUGAACCAAAACCGUUAUUAGACAUGCGUGCCUGCUUGAUUUUAUUCCACGUUUUGGAAUGUACACUUUGUGGGAUUGUACCUAAUAAACUGGCAACUUGUUAUA